Messenger RNA from Grosmannia clavigera kw1407, 2862 nucleotides. Its product is annotated as protein transport protein. Gene Ontology annotation, biological process: retrograde vesicle-mediated transport, Golgi to endoplasmic reticulum. NCBI's taxonomy places the organism in Eukaryota, Fungi, Ascomycota, Sordariomycetes, Ophiostomatales, Ophiostomataceae. Bases 1 to 2862 code for a protein of 953 amino acids. The record is from RefSeq and is a predicted model, not a curated record. The transcript has 4 exons.
AUGGCGGCCGUCCUGCCACCGUCCAAGGUGAUCCUGCUAGCCGCGCAGUUGGCGGCAACGGGUGCCAUUGCCAGCCUCGCCUCGCUGACGGCGCAAAACGGCGACGUGCUGCGCCUGGAGCUGGUGCUGCGCCUGCUGCUGACAUACCUUCCGACGCGGCUGCCGACGGCCGACUAUGUCGGGCUGCUGGUGAGCCUGGACGCCGAGGACUUUUCCGUCUUCUUCCCGCUGGCCGAGCUCGACAGCGCGGCCGUGGACGGGCUCUCGGACGAGCAGGCGGCCAACAAGGUCCACAAGCUGCGGCUACAGCCGCUGGACCUGCCAGGCCAAGGGCGAGACAACGACAACGACACCCCACCAGACCCAGAUCCGCUGGCCGCCUUUCUGAUCCUGCGCGCCUACGCCGUCGACGAUGGCGCCGGCGCACUUCCCGAGCUGCCAGCCCUCGUGGCCCCGUUUCUCGACCGGCCAACACAGCGCCUGCGCACCUGGGCCGUGUCGACACUGCUGCCGCUGCUGCGACGCAACUGCGACUUCUACCCCGACCGGCCGCUGCCGCUGACGCUGGCUGACUUUGAGCACCUGCCCGAUCGCCUGGCCGUGUCGCGGCUGCUCUCCCAGACGGGUGCCGGCCUCGUCGGCAAGGACAGAGACAGCGACAGAGAUGGCGAACAGGCUGCGGCAAUUUCGGUGGCACGUGACCUGAGAGGCCUCAUCGGGCCAUGGCUGUACGACGAGCAGCGAUGGACGAGCCGGAUGAACAGGACCGACACGACCGACACGACCGACGACGGCCUCUGUCCCGGCUGGGAAGAAGCACUGCGGUGGCUGACGACACAGGCAGCCCAGCCGGCAUCGUGGCGCGUGGCCGUGGCUGCCGUCAGCAGGUGGGACGGGCCCAGCGACGUUGAUCUCGGCGGCUUCGGCACCAUGUGGCUCAACGACGACGAGCAGGAGUACCUGGAGCGACGAUAUGCCCGUGCCGCCCUGGCCGUCGUCUAUCUGCUGCCUGAGGCGUCGGCCGAGACGCUGGCCAGCGCCCACGACGUCGUCGUCAAAAUGCGCAGCCUCCUCGACCUCGACCAGGACGCAGAUGAAAACGCCGUUUUGCCUCCGGAGCGGCUAUCGUCGGCCGCAUCGCUGUUGCCGCCUAUUGCCGCUGAUAUCGUUUCCCGCACAUUGGCUGCUGAUGCUGCUGCUACUACUUCCACUUCUACUUCUAUCCCCAACACUCCCAACACUCCCUCUUCCUUCCUCCGGUGCGACCUCCUCUCCGAGUCCAACGCGCUCACAACACCUUCAUCUGCCGCCACCGAACUGCUGCACGCCCUCGUCCUCAGCGCCCACCUGUUGACCUGCCAACUCGGCUGUCCGUCUUCGGUGCGCCAGGCUGCCGAGCUGGUCCUGCUGCUGCGCGGUCCCGGCGAACAGCAGGCCGUCGCCGCAAAGGCCGUCCACUGGGUCGCUGCCAACGGGCCCAAAGGCGAGGAUCGCUUCUGGAUCAAGGCUCGCAACGAGAUCCUCUGGCUGCGUGACUGGGGCGCAGAUGAGCAGGGACGCUCCUCCGUGCCUGCCCAAGGCGUCUUCGGUCACGUGUCCAGGGACUUUAUCGAGGUUGAGUUCCUCAAGGCCCUGCUGGCCAACACCCGCUAUUCUCUUGCUCGUGCGCUCUACGAAGACUCUCCCGACCGUCCGCUCUCGACCGAGCUGCUCCAGGACACCGUCUUUUCCGCAGCCAUGAGUGCCUACGACAAUGCGUCAAAUCCAAACCGUACCCGAGGUGGUCUCAAGAAAUGUGACGAUAUCAUCCACGCUUUUCCCAAGACCAUUGACCGGUCUCUGCCGGCAGCACAGCAUGCAGAGGCCCUGGUGGCUGCAACGCACGCCCUCAGCACCUACCGUCUCGUACUCAAACAGGGCGAGCCAUUCACGCCCGUCGUGCUCCGCGUUCACCCAGACCCCAUCUCGAUCCUGGGCAAGGUGCUGGAGCAGAACCCCAAGAGCUACACCCAGGUCCAGGCUCUGGUCGACGUGGCCGUGUCCAUGGUGGAUGCUGGCUUGGCCGUCUCGGAUGGCGGUCGGAAUUGUAUCGGUCACAGCCAGAAGAACCACCCGCUCGCCGUCCAGCAUGUCCUGGCCGGCCGUCGUGUCACCGCAAUGUGCAUCGAUGCCGCGCUCAACGAGGACGACUUUGAGACGGCCUAUUCCUAUGUCGUCAGCCGUCUGUCCGCCACCGACGAGACCAUACUAGCCCCUGUCGCCGACAUCUGGUCGUGGCGUGCUGCUCUCGAGGCCGGUAAGUAUCGCCGCUCCGAUCGGACUGUCCGGCCAACUCAUCUGGGCACGGCCAGUGCAAACCUCGACAUCCGCCAUCUCGAGCAGCGCAUCGAAUGCCUGGCCGCCGCCCUGCGCAUUGCUCCCGCCGACACCCUGCAGGAGAUUCUCAGCGCCUACCGCCGCUGUGAGGAGGAGCUCGAGGCCGCUGUGCUGGCCGAGGCCGAACAAGAAGCUGCCUGGGACAAUACCGCCACCAGCUGGCCGAAUCAGCAGCAGAGACAGCUCGCUCGCACAUCAUCGCCAGCUGCCAUGCCCGGUGGCUUCGAGAAACCACAUGUCCCGCGAAACCUGGCCGCUCUGUCCAGCCUGCGACAGACGCGCCAGAUCGUCUUUGGCGGGAAAGAAGAGUCAAACUCGCCGGCUGCGCCGGUGGCUGUGGCUGUGGCUGCUGUCGACGGUGAGGACUCGUCGCAUCAGCAUCGGAAGCGCGACCAGCUGCGGGAGGCCGCCAUGGGCACAAUCACAUCUGGUGUCGGUUGGCUGAUUGGUGCACAUCCCGUCGACCGCGGCUCUGAAAGAGGCUGA